AUGGAAUUAGAAAAGAACAGCGAUGUUAAAGUCAAAAGGAGAUGCUGCAAUCAGACCUCCCAACUUUUUUCUUAUUCGGAGGAAACUGAGCACACGCUCAUCAGAGAUGUGGCAGCAGGAGCUAACCACUGUGGUUGUGGCCUGGCACGUUCUGCCAACGGUUCAGAAUUAAAGCUGUCAGAGGAAAGCUUACCUUAUUUAAGUUCAUCUUUAGAUGCAGAUAUUGAAAUGUAUAAUAAAAAGAGAAUGAGAAUUUGCUGUGCGUGGGUAGGUGAAAGCAAGAAAGAAGCUGAUAUGUUGGGAAGAGCACGUGAUGAUUGCAGACAAAGCCAUUUAGGUGAAGAAUCACAGCUGGAGUAUCUCAGUGCUCAUGAGCAAGAUUUUGAUGAUGGGAAUAGCUCAAGUGAGUUUUCUGAGCAAUGGGAAACUGUAGGAAUUGAAACCUUAAAGCUGAUGGAUCCCGUUCAUGAAGUUCCAGGUGAUGGAGUCACACAGGAACAAAACCUCGCUGACGUGUCAAAAUAUUGUUCUGCUUCUGCACAUAGUGUAGGUGACCGAACCUGCCCAGAAGCAGCUAUGCCAGAGCUUUCCCACCUGCUUCAGGACUCUCUGUCUCUGCCAGAUUGCGAUGGCAUGACUUGUGAUCAUCAGGAAGAGCAAACAGAGUAUCAUAGUGUUGUUUGUGGAAGUAUACUUGAAAGUCAUUCUUGUGGGAGUAAAGAAAGGGUCUGUCCAAAUGUGCUUGUAUGUGACAGUUUAGAAAACAGAGAAGUGAAAGACAUACCGCUGAUUGACAGCGCGCUGCCACCCCAAAUCCCUACAAGUGAAGCAGUGUCUGAAAAGAAUGACAGACGUGUUGACAGCAUCUCAGUGAAGCAAGCCAGUCCUUUACUGUCACCAAGGGAAAGGGCUCCUGCAGUAGCCAUGCAAUUUUGCAAAUGUACAGGGGACUCUGGUUUCUACAGUUGUGAAGAAUCUGGUAUGCGUGCACGUGGUGCCAGCUGCAUUGACUGCACGACGAAGGGUGCUGGAACCCGAAACUCUGAAGUUCUGACUAGCAGGAAUCCCUUUUUUGGGGUGGAAGUUGCAGAUAAAUCCUCCUGUGGAAAUACCAGCUGUCUGAACUCGGAGUUGGAGUAUCGUGAAACCUUGAAAAACAUUGCCAGUGACUCUACGGUUAAUCAGGCUGUGGAUGCAAGUUCUGAUUUUAGAGCUUGCUUUACAACAAGCAGAAGCACCAGUGCUCAGGUUUGUCUCUUGUCCAGGGCUAUUAAUACCGAGAUAACAAUGAUGAACAAAUCUCAACCCGGGGGCUGGCACUGUAAAACCUGUGCAGACGUUGCUUGCAAUACAGACCGGUCAUGUGGAGCUGGUAGCACAGAGGAAAUUCGGUCGCAGCUUACUGACACACUGGAACAACACUCAGAUGGCAAUACUGCAACAGCUGAAAAAAGUUCACAAAUUCAGGAACAGCAAAAAAAGCUUUGGAGCAGCGAUGUAAAGAUAAGCGCUGAGAGGCCAGUACACCUUGACAAACAAGCUGUGAAGAGUUCUGCAUCAAGCUGCUGUCAAAAAAUACUGCAGAGGGCGAUUGAAGCAGAAUUGCGGAUCCUAGAUGCUCAUUAUCAGCUGUGCUAUCAGCAGUGCUUGAAGAUUUACAAACUGGCUUUGGAGGAAGGCAUGUGUUUUAACAGACCUGAUGGAAAUACUGAAUUAGGGUCAUCUCUCAUAUUGGUUUUGGAAGAGCUACAGAAGAAUUACAAGAGCAUGAAAAUGAAAAUAAAAAUGGGUGUACCUUUAAAUGCACUUCCACCACUAUCAGUUGAGAUGAAGUUGUUCCCAAUCUCCUCUUCUUAUGUCCCCUGCAAGUUGUUCAGAGAGGAUCUUUGCUAUGAUUCUGUUUCAGGCACAAGAAAAGCUGACUUUGAAGCACCAAAACUGCAGGAAAGGAAAAUUUCUGUCAGCACGGACAAUCCACAGACCGUAUGUUUGACUGAUGGUGGUCAGCCAAGUGACUCUACUUCCUCCACGACAUUCGAAGAACAACAUAAAGAUCAGGAUGUGGAACAUGGCUGUAUGAACGUUGAAGAAGGGAGUGAAUAUUGGUUUGAUGCUGAAGAGGACUUGACAGUAGCAGAUUUUUCAGUAGUAGCUGAAGAAACGAAAAAGCAACAAGAACAAGACAGGGUUGAUUUAAGAGAAGCAAAUAUAAUGGAGAGUGGAAAUGAGUAUUCUUCUAUUCAUGUUGGUGGCCUAAGUUCCUCGGCACCAGAGGGUGAUUUAAGAUCACAUUUCCAGAAGUGUCAGGAAUCUGAUACUCUUAUCUCUGUGGAUUCUAGUAACUGCAGAUAUGCAUUUCUUUCCUUUAAAGACACUAAUAAAGGAAAGUUAGCUGCAGAGAAAAGUAACCAGAAAAAAAUAAAAGGAAAACCAGUAAAUAUUGAACUGGUGAAUACUUCAUCAGAGAAUAAAUAUUUGGUUCCUCAACUACUUACAAAUAAGCUUUGGCAUGAAAUCCAACCUGUUGAUAACGGUCAAAGAAAUGAUGCAGAUAAAACAGUCACUUCAGCCUCCAAUUCUGUGAGAGCACCUGACACCACCUCUGCUUCUGAGAAAAUGCAUCUCCUUCCCAUAACUUCUUCAAAAAUUUCUUGCUCUACACAAGUACCUUCAGAAACAGAGUGCCCUGGUUUGAAAUCAUCUACCGAAGAUUCGGUACAUUCUUUGCUUGGAGUUAAUGAAAAG
Messenger RNA from Cariama cristata (Red-legged seriema), 2745 nucleotides. It is a transcript of the gene RBM44, whose product is annotated as RNA binding motif protein 44. The annotation marks the transcript as partial. The record is from RefSeq and is a predicted model, not a curated record. NCBI's taxonomy places the organism in Eukaryota, Metazoa, Chordata, Aves, Cariamiformes, Cariamidae. Gene Ontology annotation, molecular function: RNA binding. The transcript is spliced from 11 exons.